CCUAGGCAAGUCACUUAACCCCAAUUGCUUCAGCAAAACCCAAAAAACAGUGUUCUUUCCACUGCACCAGAGAGAGGGUGAGACUCCAGCCCUAGGGAACAGAGAUAGACUGCGAGAGAAUCUGGAAAGAUGGGGAGGUAGAGAAUUGUAAAUUUCUUCAGAGCAGGGACCCAUGGAUUUUUUAGUCCUUUGCAUUCCAAAGUGCCCAAUAUGGUGCUUGGUAUAUAGUAAGAGCUUAAUGAAUCUAGGUUGAAUGGAAUUGGAAAGAGCUGGGGAGAAAGGACGGAGGAGGUGGGCUCUGGAUGGGAGGGAGCGGUGCAGCCGGACAUGAGGAUGCAUCAGAAGCGUGAUGGGGAAGCGUGAUGGGGACCUGGAACCGGUGUUUAAGCCUCAGGCGUGCACCGUCCUUCCUUCUCCCUCCCGCCUCCCCCCACUCCCACCCCCCAACCUGGACACUGUGCUCCGGCGGCUGCUGACACUAAGCGAGAUGGAUGGGUUCAAAAGCAUAGGGACUGUCGCCUGGGGCAGCUCAUGCUUCCAGUCCAGCGUGGUGGGGGGCGGUGGUGAGGGGGGAGGCAGGGAGGCGGGGGUGGGGGGUGGACGGAACGGCCCCGGGCCGGGUGGAAGGCGAGAAGGAUGGGGAGAUCCAGCAGGAGAUAUAUAGCCCUGGCCUGGACGAGAGAUUAGGCAGGAGGCGAGCAGGAUGAGCAGCGAGGAUAAGGUCGCUAUGACUGAGGCAUCUUCGGACCCAGGUAGGGAAGCGGUGGCAGCCAGUUACCAGCGCUUCGAGCCUCGCUCCUAUCUCCGAAACAAUUAUGGGCCCCCUCGAGGGGACUUGCGCCAACUAGACGGCGUGGGACCCUGGAAGCUGCGGUGUCUAGCUGAAACCUUUGCCACGGGUGAGGUGACUGGCCACAGCCUCAUUGACAUCGGCUCUGGCCCCACCGUGUACCAGCUGCUCAGUGCUUGUGCCUACUUUGAGGACAUCACUAUGACUGACUUCUUGGAGGUGAAUCGCCAGGAGCUGGGGAUCUGGCUGCGACAGGACCCUGAUGCCUUUGACUGGAGCCUUUACAGUCAACACGUCUGCCUCAUUGAGGGCAAAGGAGAGUCCUGGCAGGAGAAGGAGCGGCAGCUUCGUUCCAAAGUGAAGAGGAUCCUGCCCAUUGAUGUGCACCAGCCCCAGCCACUGGGUCCUGGGAGCCCAGCCCCUUUGCCCACUGACGCCCUGGUCUCAGCCUUCUGCUUGGAGGCAGUGAGCCCUGACCAUGCCAGUUUCCAGAGGGCUCUGGACCACAUCACAACUCUACUGAGACCUGCUGGGCAUCUCUUGCUCAUUGGGGCCCUGGAGGAGUCCUGGUACCUGGCAGGGGAGGCUAAGCUGUCUGUGGUGCCCAUUCAGGAAAGGGAAGUGAGAGAAGCUUUGAGUCGCAGUGGGUACCAAGUUCGAGAUUUUCGAACAUACACCAUGCCUGCGUACCUGCAGACUGGUGUGGAUGAUGUCAAGGGCAUCUUUUUUGUUUGGGCACAGAAGAACGUAGCGUGAAGGGCCCGAGUUAUCCAAUGUCUGGUGCCCAUUCAUUUCAGGAUCUGCAUUGAUGCCCAAGGUGGCAUAAAAACAUAGUACCCAUUCUUAGGUGUUUAUAGUUGCUGUGACUCUCACAGAAAACAUGUAGGUGUCUGGAAGGCUCUCUUUCGGUAGGCAUGGGAGAGGAGAGAGGAAGGACAUAGGAAUCCUGUACCCUCGUUCAAUAAAGUUUUCUUUCUUCAUGCUGUCUGCAGAACAUCGGGUCAGCCUCCUUACUAUUUCUAAACUGGGGGAAGUCUGAAAAGGGAAGUGAAAGGAAGGAGGGGAAAAGGGAGACUGGAGGAGACCGGU
Messenger RNA from Sarcophilus harrisii (Tasmanian devil), 1879 nucleotides. RefSeq names its product phenylethanolamine N-methyltransferase (gene PNMT). Lineage: Eukaryota; Metazoa; Chordata; Mammalia; Dasyuromorphia; Dasyuridae. Gene Ontology annotation, cellular component: cytosol. Gene Ontology annotation, molecular function: phenylethanolamine N-methyltransferase activity. The transcript is spliced from 3 exons. Bases 704 to 1546 code for a protein of 280 amino acids. The record is from RefSeq and is a predicted model, not a curated record.